UUCUUAUAUAUAUUCUGGAUAUUAAUCCUUUGUUGGUUCAAUAGUUUGCAGAUAUUUUCUCCCAUUCCAUAGAUUGUCUGUGCUGUUGGUUGUUCCUUUGCUGCUCAGAAGCUUUUUAGUUUGAUAUAAUCCCAUUUGUUUAUUUUUAUCUUAUUGUCUAUACUUUUCAGAUCUUAACUCAUAAAAUCUUUCCCCACAUCAGUGUCCCCUGUGUUUUCUUCUAGUAGUUUUACAGUUUCAGGCCUUACAAUUAGGUCUUUGAUCCAUUUUAAGUUGAUUUUCAUAUGGGGUGAAAGGUGGGGGUCUAGUUUCAGUCUUCUGCAUGUGAGUGUCCAGUUUCCUAGCACCUAAAUUUAAAUUUCUAGUCCAAUUUUUUUUUCUUAUAUUCUCAUAAGGUGAAAAGAGAAAGCUCUUAUUUUUUACAUUAAUGUGUGAUUAGAUUUACUUAGUAAUGAAUGUGAUUUUUUUCCUUCCAGAAGAGAAAAUGUGAUUUUUAUUAACUAAGGUAAUUUUUCGAGUUUUUUUUUUUCUACUACAGUAAGUGAAGUAUUUCUUGAGAAGAAUACAAAUUCUCUACUUUUAUUACUGGCAGGUGGAAUGUAGUCAUGUAUUACAAGAAUGAAUACUUAUGAAUAGUAAUUUGUUUCUCCAGUGUUUACCAUAUACUAGGGAUGAUACUUAGUAUGUUGCAUAUUUUGUGUCACUUGAUCCUUCCAGCAUCGUGAUGAUAACAUAGCUACUAUUAUUAUCCCUGUUUUACAAAUGAGAAAACUGACAUUCAGAUAGGUUAAAUGAUUGAUUCAAGGUAACACAGCAAGUGGCAGAUUUUAGACUUGAACAACCGUGUCUUCUGACACCUCCAGCGUUUAUGUAUCUUGUCAUUCACUGGUAAAGGAGAGAGUAUUUCUGGACUUUUUCAGUAGCUGAUAUCUGAGCUGUUCCAUCAGCCAUCUUGAUGGCUGGAAGUGCAGAAGAGGAUGGGCGAGACUCCAUCAGCUCACUAAGAUCCUGACUUGGCAAAAUAGACUCAGUUUCAUGAUAGACUAGAUGGUGUUGUAAUAUAUAAAUCCUACCAUUGGGCCUUUUGUGUGUAGUUUGGUAGUGAGUAUUGUGUAAUUCCCUCCUUCCAUUUUCUCACUGACUCUUAAAAGACUCAUAAGCCAUGAUUAUUAUACUACUUAGUGUGAUUGGAAGCACCACAUGGUGCAGAACUCUGAACUGAAUGAUGUAAGUAUGGUCAGGUGACUAGUCUUUGGGCCUGAGAAGUUUAUUGAGAUUGGAUGGGAUAGGUGUAGGGAAAUAUAAGGGAAAGAACAUUUUUUAAUGGCAGAAAUUUGCUUUAUUUUGUAUUUCAUAGAAACAUUUAUAAAUUGCCAAAUAUUUUACCAUCAUAUCAAAAAAAGUAGAAUUUCUGAGAGAAGUUUGAGGUCUACCAUUUAUUCUGCUGGCAUUGUAAAGGGAUGUGGGUUCUGAAAAUAAGUAUAGCAUGCAAACAUGAGUAAUGAAAAAGAGACCUACUGCCUGUGACAUUCAUUUGGUGGAAGAGUUCUGCUGCUUUGAGGUAUUUGUAAAACUUAACCAGAGUAAAUGUUAUUUAGUUCAAUUUGGGGGGAUAAGGUAACUUAAUUUUUUGUUUUGUUUUGUUUUUGAGAUAGAUCCUCACUCUGUCACCCAGGCUGGAGUCCAGGGGUGUGAUCUCGGCUCACUGCAACCUCUGUCUCCCGGGUUCAAGUGAUUCUCCUGCCUCAGCCUCCCAAGUCGCUGGGAUUACAGACAAUCUGCUUCAUCUUGAUUCUGCGGCAUUCCAAACUGUGGUAUCCUUGGGGGCUCUCUUAACAUUGCUAUGGUGCAGAAGAUUUAAAAUCAGCUGAUGUUCACAAGGAAUAGAGUCACGUGAUGUAUGAAGGGAAACAUAUACACUUCUCUGAGGUUGACAAUAAGCCCUUGUGCUCAUAUAGCCCCAAACUGUGCAAGCAGAGGCGACUCAACGGCUACGCCUUCUGUAUCAGACACGUUCUGGAGGACAAGACUGCCCCCUUCAAGCAAUGUGAAUAUGUGGCCAAGUAUAACAGCCAACGCUGCACCAACCCCAUCCCCAAAUCAGAGGAUCGUAGGUACUGCAACAGCCACCUGCAGGUACUUGGCUUUAUCCCGAAAAAAGAGAGGAAGAAAAAGAAUGAUCCUAUAGAUGAGGUGAAGGUCAGGCACCAGAUGGAUACCAUGGCCUUUAGCCUGACAGUGCCCACGUUGGCCUUGAAGAUGCCCAACGGACUGGAUGGAAUGUCCCUCUCUCCACCUGGGGCAAGGGUCCCUCUCCACUACCUGGAAACUGAGUUGGAAGACCCAUUUGCUUUCAACGAGGAAGAUGAUGACCUAAAGAAAGGGGCAACUGUGAGAAAGAAGUUGCAGAGCAAGUUGGCCCAGAAUCGGCAGCGCCAGAGAGAGACAGAGAUUUUAAAAGUUCGACAAGAGCACUUUAGUCCCCCUCCUGCACCUUCACAGCAGCAGCCUCCGCAGCAGCACUCCCACCUGUCACCUUUAUCCACUUCUUUAAAACCUCCAGCGCCACCGCAGGGUUCAGUCUGCAAGUCACCUCAACCUCAGAACACCAGCCUACCAAUGCAGGGAGUGGCACCCACCACACACACUAUAGCACAAGCACGGCAGUUGUCUCACAAGAGGCCUCUGCCCCUCCUGCCAUCCAGUAGGGCUCCCACUGUGGACCCACCCAGGACUGACCGGAUCCUCAUGAAAGCCACAGCCUUCUCUCCACACUUCUCAUGUAUAAGCCGACUGCAGAGACUGGUGAAACUGUGCACCCAGAAACAUCAGUUGGACACUGAUCUGUUUCCCCAUUUAGGUUUGGACUGGUCUGAAGAGAGCGGAGAGGAACCAGAGGACUCAGAGCAGGCCUCGCCCUACCAGGUUGCAUGGUCCAUCCGGGAAACCCUCAGAUAUCAAAGACAUGCGUCAGAUGAUGAUGAUGCGGAGAGUAGGAGCUCCAGGGUGACCCAACUUUGCACUUACUUUCAGCAGAAAUAUAAGCACCUGUGCCGCCUGGAGCGGGCAGAAUCUCGUCAAAAGAAAUGCCGGCAUACAUUUAGGAAAGCUUUGCUGCAGGCGGCCAGUAAAGAACCAGAAUGCACUGGUCAGUUAAUACAAGAACUGCGGAGAGCUGCAUGCAAUCGAACCAGCAUAAGCCGGACCAAGUUGAGGGAGGUGGAACCAGCAGCAUGCAGUGGAACCGUGAAGGGUGAACAGUGCACUAACAAAGCCCUUCCAUUCACCAGACAUUGUUUCCAACAUAUCCUCUUGAACCACUCUCAGCAGCUCUUCUCAAGUUGCACAGCCAAGUUUGCAGAUGGACAGCAGUGCUCUGUGCCAGUUUUUGACAUUACACAUCAGACACCUCUGUGUGAAGAACAUGCCAAAAAAAUGGAUAAUUUCUUGAGAGGAGAUAACUCCCGUAAAGUUCAGCACCAGCAGCAGAGGAAACCCAGGAAAAAAACCAAGCCUCCUGCACUAACCAAAAAACACAAGAAGAAGAGAAGGCGUGGACCUCGUCGACCCCAAAAACCCAUUCCCCCUGCAGUCCCCCAAGGGAACCUCAGCAUGCCCGCCAGCGUCUCACUGCCAGUGGAGGCCUCUCAGAUCCGGAGCCCAUCCACGCCAGAGCUGAGUGCUGAUGAGUUGCCGGACGACAUUGCCAAUGAGAUCACUGACAUUCCACAUGACUUGGAAUUGAACCAGGAGGACUUUUCAGACGUCCUGCCACGGCUACCUGAUGACUUACAAGAUUUUGAUUUUUUUGAAGGGAAGAAUGGAGACCUCCUCCCAACUACCGAAGAGGCUGAGGAGCUUGAACGGGCCUUGCAGGCUGUAACUUCUCUCGAGUGCCUGAGUACCAUUGGGGUCCUUGCCCAGUCAGAUGGUGUGCCAGUCCAGGAGUUGUCAGAUAGAGGAAUAGGGGUGUUCUCCACAGGUACUGGAGCUUCAGGAAUACAAUCCUUGAGCCGAGAGGUGAACACAGACCUAGGGGAGCUAUUGAAUGGGCGUAUAGUACAUGAUAAUUUUUCUAGUCUAGAGCUGGAUGAGAACCUGCUCCGUUCUGCUACCUUGUCAAACCCACCUACACCCCUGGCAGGGCAGAUCCAGGGGCAGUUCUCUGCCCCAGCCAACGUUGGCCUUACUUCUGCCACUCUGAUCAGCCAGAGUGCACUUGGGGAGAGAGCCUUCCCAGGACAGUUUCAUGGACUUCAUGACGGCAGCCAUGCCUCCCAGAGGCCACAUCCUGCCCAGCUGCUGAGCAAGGCAGAUGACCUAAUCACCUCACGACAGCAAUACAGCAGUGAUCACUCCCACUCCUCGCCCCAUGGAAGCCAUUAUGAUAGUGAGCAUGUGCCGUCUCCCUACAGUGACCAUAUCACCUCUCCCCACACAACAUCGUACUCUGGUGAUAAUAUGGCAGCUACCUUUUCAGCAGAGAUGCCCAUCAUGGCGCAGCACUUGCUCCCAACCCAACUUGAGGUGCCACUUGGAGGCGUGGUAAACCCCAGAACUCACUGGGGCAAUCUCCCCGUCAACCUUGGAGACCCCUCUCCAUUUAGCAACCUUCUCGGCGCAGAUGGACAUCUUCUUUCCACUUCCCUAUCCACACCACCCACCACUUCGAACUCAGAGACCACACAGCCUGCCUUCGCCACCGUGACCCCCAGCAGCUCCAGUGUGCUUCCGGGGUUACCACAGACCAGCUUCAGUGGCAUGGGGCCUUCUGCUGAACUAAUGGCCUCCACCUCUCCCAAGCAGCAACUCCCUCAGUUCAGCGCAGCCUUCGGCCACCAGCUGAGUUCUCACAGUGGCAUUCCUAAGGACCUGCAGCCCAGCCACAGCUCUAUAGCCCCUCCUACAGGCUUCACAGUAACAGGUGCCACAGCUACAAGUACCAAUAAUGCAUCUUCUCCCUUUCCCUCCCCUAACUGAGGGUGUCUGUGUGUUUGCAGGCAGGUGGGGAACCCAGUGUUUUCUAUGUUUGUUUCCUCUUUAGCACCCCUCUCCCCUUUUCCGAAAGAAGAUAUAACAGAUGGGGAUUAGAGGGGCACCCCCCUUCCCAGUUCAAUGAGUGGCCCUGCAGUGGACCUCGCUACAGUGUUCACAUGUGCUUCUCAGCACUGGUGCUCAUUCCCUCCUGGCAGGCCCACUCCGCCCCAGUGGUUUCCUUAGUGGUUCAGCACAGUGACUGGAUAGGAUUGAUUUUUAGCAGCAAGUCCUAGAAGUGGAAGAUACCUCAGAAUACCAGUGCCCUUUACUAUUUCCUAGUAUUCAGAUCAAUGCUUUCCAUUCUAUUGCCAGGUUUUUACAUAGGUGGUUCUAGAUAGAGUGAUCUUAUUAAUUGAGUUCCUGUAUAAGAGACAGCAAAUGGUGUGUGGCAGGUCAAGACUGACUUAGCACCAACUGCUAAACACCACAGUGAGGCCAGGAUUCCAUUCCUAAUUGUGAUCAUGUUUAACUAAAAGAAAAAAAUGUGUCUUUUGACUGCCUGUGAGUAUGCGUGUGCCCACGCGUGUGUUUUUGUGCAGUGCAGGAAGCGGCUGUCCCAUUAGUUUGCGUUUUGUUUGUUUGUUUUUUUCCCCCUCUGUAGUGACUAUAAGACUCUUACUUUUCUCCUCUCCUACAUCUCACAAUCCUAAUAAGGUUGGUCCUUCUUUUCCUCAAGUUUCCUGAAUAGGGAGGGUGGUGGGCUGGUCAUGUGAAUAGCACAACCUUUUUCUGCUAAAAGUUAGCCCAAGAAGAAACAGAACAUAGAAAGCUUGGAUUCCUGUCAGUGAGGUAGGCAUGUCCUGAAAAGCUUGCCUGGGACGACUGCAGGCUCCUGGGGUUCUGGGACCUAAUGGUCACUUUGUCUUUUCAGACAUAUGUUUCUAAAUCUCUCUCUCAUGGAAUACAUUUGCAAGAUGUAAUUAAAGAAAAUAUUUUGAUGUGAAAAAGCAGGAUAGGUCAGAUAGAUUUGAAAAGAUGGGAUCUGUGAACUCCUUGAUCCAUCUUUUGCUUUUGAAUUUUUCAUGUUUACAGUAGUGAUUCUUUGGUAAGAUUUGUAAAAUGUUGCAGACACUUGUAGAAUCAGUGUACCAGUUGUGAAGUGACGUGUGAUAUCUGAAGGAUACACAUUUUAAAGUUUCUUUCAAAGCAGAAUAUGGAAAUUAGACAUAAAUUUUAUUUGCCCUUUGGUACUUUUAAAAUAAUUUAAGUACUUGGGUUUAAGUAAAUUUGAAAAUAGUUUUGGGAAAUGUUUUUAAAAUCCAGGAUUUUAGGGUUAAAAAUCAUAUUGGGUAGUUUAGGGAGUUCGUGACUAUGAAAUGAAUUUGUGAGGUUUCUUGCCUACCUUUUUUUUCCCCCCAGAGAAGGGUGGAACUAGAUUUUAAAGGCAUCUCUACUCUGCUUUUGCUGAGUAGUUUCACUGUCCCUUGAGAUACCAUUGGCUAUUUAUACCUGAGUCUAGUCUAAUUCACAUAUAUACAUAUUUUAAAAGUUAAGUAGAGAGAACAUACCUAUUGAUGUGGUUCAGUAAUUCAUUUGUCAGGGAAUAUUUGAUCUUAAUUCCUUUCUAAUAGGUAACGAUUGGAUGUAUUUUCCUACUUCCUGUAUGUAUUCUCUUUAUGCCAUGCUAGUUCUAACCAGUCCCUUCUUUUGAAAGCUUUUCUUUCUCUGCUUUUUAAAGGAAUGAUGGUGAUCAGUAGGCAUUAUGCAGAUACCACGUGCCUGAGGUUAUGGAGGGGAAAUGUCACAUGACUGUAUGAAAUCAUUAUAUGCCCUAUUUUGUAUUUAUUGAUGUUUCUUUUUGUGGGCCAAAAAUAUGUUUGUAAUAUAUUUAGUUUUUUUAAAAUCAUGGUAAUUGAUUGGAAGAUUUAUUUUUAAUAGCUUUGCCUUUUUUGCAGAGUGCAAAAUUUCUAAAUUAUAACUUAUGUCAUAAAGCAAAAUUAUAUUUGGUAUCACCAUAAAUUUCUAUUCUGAAUGGUGAGGACAGAUAAUUUGAAUAUUUCUCACCUGUGAAUCUAUAUUAGUAAGCUUUUUUAUUUUAAUGUACUGUAAUGAAGUGGUCACGAGUAGUUACCUCUGCUCAAAAAUGUCAUUUAGUUUGUUAAACUAUUUUCACAACCCAUCGUAAGCAUCACUAGGUAACUAUCCAUUCCCAGCAAUUCAGUUUAGUCUCCAUUGUGUAUUUAAAGGUUGUCGCAGAGCAGCACAUUGACUUCCUCAUCAGCCCUUUGACAGCGAAGGGAAAGUCGUGGGUAGUCGAUUUGAACUUUUUCUAUCUUUUUGUCCCUCAUGUUAGCUGCUUGAAAUUCUUCAGUUAUGAUACAAAGCUGAGUUUACAGUAAGUUGCACAUUUUAUUGUUUGCAAUUUUCUGUUUUAUGUGCAUUUAAAAGCCCUUCUCUGCUUUCUAGUAAGGAGGCAUGAAAUUAUCAGGAAUGUUGCUAGUUACAGCUUCACACCAAAAACUUUGAGUAAAUACAUUUUCGUUUGGAUGCCCGUGAUGAAAGCUGAGGAAAGUGGUUGAGGAAUUAUCAACAACAAACUUCUCCUCUGUUUUAUCUAGUUCAAAACAGAUAUCAAAGUUUGCAAUUUGCUUUGCUCUUGCUGUUUCUUAUGAGUCCCUUUUUGGAAGAGAGGAGAACAUCUAUAAGCCCAGAGAGAUCUGUGUUUUUCUUUUAGUUAAUAGAGCCAUUCUUGUCUAUUAGUAGUAACUUUGCUAUUAAUAUGUAUAGAAAGGAAUGAAGUGUCUUUUACUCCAGAAAUAUGAAAAUUAGUAUCUUUUAAGGUAGCUCUUAUGCUAUCAUAAGGCAAUACUGGAAUCAAAAACAAAUCUUAUAUAAGGUCCCAAAUAGGUAGAAACUAGCUGUUAUUCUAGUGUUAAACCCAUGAGAAAUAGUGGCAAAGAAGCUUCACUCUGUUUCUGCAGUUCUUUGGGACUAUUUAUAAAGGCCAGUUAGAUUGUGUUACUGUGAUUUAAUUUACAAAGUUGCUGCAGUUAAUGGAUACAUUCUGUUCUCUGAGAAUCUGAAUUCCAUUCUAAUGUGUGAUAUUCACUGGCUGUGAUCAGUAGCAUCGGAAGAAAAGAUGGGCUUUCUCUACUCUCUCUACAUAAUUAUUAAUAUUAUUUUAAUUAAAGUGCUUAAGACAUUGUUUUUUCUUCUGUAAAAAUGGCUUAGCAAUUUGCACAUCUGGGUAGGUUAUGUAGCUAGUAAACAACUCAUAAUAGUAAGUAGCAAUUAUACUUAACCCACCAAGUGACAGACUAUGCAAUGGAAAAAUUUUCUAAUUAUCGUCACAUAGCUUAGACAGCAAAGGAUUAUUUUCUCUGGUAACCUACCAUGUGUGAUAUAACUGCUUUAUAAAUGACUUCCUGAGCAAUUUCAUGUUGGCAGGCAGUGUGGUGUGUCUAGUGUCCCUCUAUGAGAAGACUAUAAUCAGAAACAAAUAGUAGGCAUAGGGAGCAAGUUGGAAAGUGAGGUUAUUGGGUUUUUUUCCCCUUAAAAUUGGUGUUACUGUCUUUAGUGUCUUAAGGCUAAAGAAAGCUAAUACUUUAUCUUUGCCAAAUAAUUAUUUAUAAGAUUUAUUUUUAAAAUAAGCCCAGUCUCUCAUCUGAAAGUUAAGAAUCAUCAUUUUCUGUGACUGACACUAAAGCUCUUCCUUAUCAGAGCUUGUUCUCAAUCUGUGAUCACAGUCCACAGUAGCAAAGACAGCUCUUUGAUCAGGAAGGAAACCAUGUUUGUGCUGCACAGAGGUGCCCUGUCCAUACACUUUUAUUUUUACAUGAAAGAAUUGACCUUUCCGUUGACCUGUACCAUUCUGUUUUUAUAAAGUGGAUUAGAAUUUGAGCAUAUCUAGUAAAUGUCGUGUGGUCAGUCCGCCGGUGCUUGCCCGCCAUCUUUCCCGUGCCUUGGCAUCCUAGGGGUGCUGGUGAUGGUCAGUGGGCGCCAUCAGUCGGCAGUGCACGUGUAAGGCAAUCUCCUCUCCUCCAGGUUAGUUCAGAAGGUCGCUAUGGGUUGGUAUUGCAAAAAGAUGAGUAUAUUAACACUAAACUUACUAAGAGGUUUGAAAUUCAUUAAAAAUUAGUUUUCAGUUUCUUCAUCUUUCUUUUAGACUUCUUUUAAAAUUCUCUUCUUAAUCUGGUAUAUAUAGAAAUCUAAUAUUAUGGUCUUCUAAAGAACUCUCCAGUUUAAUGAGGCAAUUUAGAGGAUUCCUUGAAAGAAAAGUUAGUCAUACUGAACAGUCUUCAUUUGUAUCUCUUUUAUUACCAGUAUUUACAUUGUUCUCAGGAUAUUUUUCCUGACAAAAAAAUAUAUUUCUUGGGGGUGGAGAGUUAUAUAUAUAUUUACAUGAAAGAACAUAGAUGUUUCCCCCCUCCCAAUACAUUAACUGAAUCUUCACUGGCUUUCUGUAGAAAAGCUAAACAGUUUAAUAAUGUCUUAAUAUCUUUAUAAAUUUUCCUAUAUUCUGGAGGAAACCAAAAUCAUGUUUAGUAGAUUAAAGUAACGUUUAAAAUACAAUAAUUUGUAAUGAAAUGCCAGUGAAAGACAUGUUUGGAUAUCUGUUAAGCAUUUCUCCCUGACUAAUGAAUUAGGAAAGAAAACAUCAAACUUUAAUGAAUAGUUCUGUCUCUUCUAAUAAACAGUGUCAUUAACGCUGCAGUUGUUUGUGCGUCAAACUUAGGGAGCCUUAUUUCUACAUAGCAAAAAAUCUGUUUUCACUUCAGCCCUUAUCUUUUUGUUAGUUUUUCUCUGCACUGUGAUACAGAGCUAAUAAGAGGAAAUGUGACGUUUCAGAGAGAGAGCAAGCAAAUUGGGUAUGACUUUUUUUACCCUAUGUUCCCCAAUACUGGGGAUGUUUGGCUACUUUGAACACAGUUUUGAGUGACCUAAAGUUUAGAACAAUACUCGUAUAAGAGAAAAAUCUAUCUUAACUCUCAGUGAGCUCCAUAGGGCAGCACGGCUUUCCAUCUUCUCUUCCGCCUGCUUGCCUCUGCCCACUACAGUCCUGAAGAAUGCACAUGCACACAUGAUCUGUACCCAUCCCGGCUGAAGAGGCAUAGAAUCCUCUUCUUUCACUUGUUUCUUUUUUCUUCGUUUGCUUGUUUUUGUUUGUUUUUAAAGCUGGGGACCACUGAAGUAAGCUCUGUAUGCACCCAAAGUUCCCCUUGGAAAUUCAACACGCAGUGCAGAAGGCUCCAAUGCAGCUAAAUGCCACACCAUUGCUUUUACUUAGGGGAAUAGACUGAUUUGCCCUGAAAUGACUCCAACCUGCAUCAUUAAGGUACAGUUGGCUCCAGUGGAUUAGUGCUGAAAUGAUGGGAAGUCUGACACUUGUUGACAUUGUCUUCAUCUGUUUGGAAGGGUUGAAUCUGUUCCUCUCAACAGUGAUAGUUCUUUUCACUGUAUAGUAUUGAGUAUGUCUCAGGGAUUCCUUGUGGAAAUUAGGGCAGUUUUUAAAAUAAGAAAAUAGUUUUAAAAGAAACUAAAGGUGACUCAUCAUUGAAGAGAGCGGAAGAAAGAGGAAACUUUUGGUUUUGUAGCCCACAGUGUCUUGCAUAGGACUUUUUCCUUUCUCCUCCAGGCUCUCAUCUCAGCUUCAGAAUACAGAAUCCUUUCCCAUCAUGCACAGCUUUAAAACUUUUAUUUAAAAAUUUCCUUCCCCAAUGAGCUUUCAGAAUACUUAUUGUAGAUUUUAAGAGAAAAGGUAUAUUAAUUUAUGCUAUUAACAUCACCUCAUAAAUUAUAAGUUUUAUACUAAAGCUGUAUUGAGUGUAAUGAAUUAUGUUGCCUAUGUGUUUAAUAGCUAAAUAUAUAUGAGCUUUUUUUUUUUUUUUUUUUUUUUGACAAAACAAACUAGUGAAGCACCUUUUUACACUGGAUCUCUGCCGUGUCAAGGUGUAUAGCUAUCCUUUGCUACCUUGCAGAUAUAUAAAAUAAAAGGAUAUCCUGGGGCCUCAAAAUGUAGAACACCUUUAGACCAUUUAUAACUGUUCCUAGAACUGUUGAGAAUCAUGUUGUUUAGUAAAUGAUCUGUGGUUUACAUAAGAUGGCUAGAAGCUUAGUUACAGGGUACAUAGAAAUACAUAGAUCAAGUAAAACUCCAACUACUGUAGCUGGAAUUUGUAAACUAAGUUUUUAAGACCUCUUUUAUUUCCUAUGGAUUUAUUCUUUAAUUUACAGUUUAUUCUGUAAGUUGGGAAGUAAAAUAGAGAAAAUAAUAAAUCUAGAUGUUCUCAGUGUCUUAUUCAGGAACUUUUUAUCCCUCCUCACUAAGGAAUUCCCACUGUGACUUUAAAAUAGAAUUAAAUUACUCGUGUGCAUGUAUAUGUCUGUAUUUUUUACACACAUGCAAAAAUAUACAUUGGGGGCACGUGUGUGAGAGAUAUGAAUGUGUGCUUAUAUAAAAAUAGAUAAAGGUAACCGAAUGUAUUGUAGAAACAUGAUUUAUUUAGUUGAGGGUAUUGGAGUUACUUUCUCAUUGUCUCUGUUGUAUAAAUACACCAAAUUAAUCAUUAUGUUAUCUUAUGUUAAAAGGCUAGCUCUGAUAUCAUGUGCAUUUUAUGUUAACCUUUGGAUUAACUUAUAUUAUGCUAUGUUCAUAAAAUGACAUGAGAAAUAGAGGUUCUAAGAUCAGCCUCUCACUUUUGAGUAUAAAAAUAAGAGAGGGAGACAGACAGCCCCAGACAUGAGCUGUGUUUAUCUAUUGUGGUGAUGGGACCAGAGAUCUGUUGAACCUUUUUUAUGUUUAUUAUAGAUUUCUUUAUAUUCUGAGUAAGAAAAUAUUGUUGAUCAUCUUUUCUUGGUGAAGUUAAGAAAAAGUAUAGGCCUUUCAUAAAGAAUUUUUGGAAGGGGCUGCUUUGUUUAAGGAGUUGGUGGGAUCAUUUCACCGUGCAUAUUUCAAAGCUGGGGUGAUUUCAUUUCCAAAAUUUUUCAAAAGACUUUCACUCAGUUCUGCUGUUAUUUAUUAAGAGUGCUCCCAUCCCCAUAUUUUAGCUAUAGGAAAAAUUGUGCUACCCCUGAUUCAUAUGGAAUUAAAAAGAAAAUACACCCCUUUAUUUUGAGUUUUAAAGUAUUAUUUUGCUAUACAUUUACUGGAGUAUCUGGUGGUCUAAAAUAGUCAAAAUUAGAGUUGUUAUUAAAUGUUCCAAUGACAUUUAUUUUUAAUACUUAAAAAAUCAUGUACUUCGAAAUAUGUCAAAACAACUUCUGAUAAUAUACCUGAAUUUGUAGUUGUCUCUUGAGCAUCAUUUACUUCAUCUUAGAUAUAGUGAAGACCUAGGAAAGCUCUAUAUGCUGUUCUUUUCUACAGUUGUAUUUUUGCAGCAUCUCCUGGUUUCAUUCACUCUUGUUUUGGGAUUUUUUUUUAAUCUGCAUAUUUCUUGUACAUAUGCAUGCAAAUGAAAGAAGGGAGUUUGUACUGGUGCCAUUUCUCCCUUCAGUUGCUGGUUAAUGGGAUUUGCUAGAAAAAAUUCUCCCGAUUGAAGGGUGAAAACAGACCCUUAUGUGUAUAUCUGUACAGAGAUGUGUAUAUGGGAUGUGGUGGCACUUUGCUGAAUGUGAACUUGCCUUGUCAAUGGAAAGAUUGAAAAGUAUUAUGUUUAUUUAUACAUUUGUAUAAAUCUAUAUAUACACGUAUGUAUAUGUGUGUGUAUAGAUAAAGCUAUAUACAUAUAUUUCCCUUAAAAAUGUGUGUGUAUAAUAGGUAAACAGCCUUUGUUAAGCAAGAUUAAAGUCUAUGGAAAGUUCUGGAUUAUUCUGUAAGCCAGAGGAGGUGACAGUCUAGAGUACAUCAUCAGAACAGUAAAAUGGAAGUCCUUUGGAUUAUAGUCUUGUUUAUGGAUAUUACACAAUGAAUGCCUGUCUGAACAAUUCUUACUUGCCAGUUCCACUAUUCUUCAUCCUCACCACCUUCUACUGGUCAGUCUCUCAUCACUUAAAAAGAAAAAGAAAUCACACAUCAUUGUGGUUUUUUUCUCCUUAAUUCUGUCUUUUCUAGCCAGAAACUUUUGACUUAAGCAUAUUUCAUCAGCUUCUCUGUUUUCUUUGAAAGAUCUUUAUCUCUCAAAUUUUCCCAGAAGACACAAGUUUUGGUAAUAUUAUCAAUAGUAAUUUUGAGAAUUGGGCAUUCAUCUUUGUCUCAAAAACAAACAGAAAGCCAACCUUCAAAUAAAAUAAAUUUGAAAGUUUUACCUCAAUAAUGUGGGGGCAUUUUACUUAAAUUACAAGAGAACAUAAUUAUGAUUUUAUGAUUGAUAUUAGUGUUAGGUUUAUUUCCACACUUACUGUCAUUAAUUUGUCAUUUACAUAUUUUUAUUUGCUUUGUAGUUUAAUCAUAACUUCACCAUUUACAUUUUAAUGGAAAGCAUACAAGGUCACAUGUAAGCCUCUUGAAUUCUGUAACUAACUCAUUUUUCUCAUGAUGAAACUGCUUUGAUGAAUUCCUGUGUGAUGAAUUCUGCUAUAUUUCCUUUUGACUUUUCUCAGUUUGUGACAUUCUGUAUUAACUUUGCUGCAGCUCUCUAGAAAACUUGCAUCCCUAUAUAUUGUGCCUUUAAAGCUCUUAUGCACACACAGACAAAAGUGUAUAUAUACAUGUCAGAGCAUGUGUACAUAUGCUUUCAUAUGUACUCACACAGUAUGUCUCUAGUAUAUAUUGUGGGAGUAGAUAUAUAGAUAUUCAAAGGCAAUGAAAUAUUGCUCUCUAGAUAUAUAUGUAUAUAAAUAGUGUUGAUAUAACUGUAUAUACACAUGUAUAUGUAUGAGUUUUAAAUGGCAAUCUUUUACAUUUAGCAAAAUGCUGCCCCUACUGGAAUAUUGUCACUGCAGUGGCAGUUGUAUGUAAUGAUUUAAAAUACAUUAUCAAAAGUUAUUUAAAGAACAUUUAAAGUCUCAUCUAAAGACAUCCACACACUAUUUAUUUAUCUUCCUUUUCCUUUUAUUGUUGUGUUUUUCUUAACUGAAAGGGAGACUGUCAUUUUAAAAAUGCCAUCUGUCCCAUGAGAGUAAGAAAGAGCUGGAGAUUCACUUGAGGAGCUUUGUGCAUUUUUCCUCUCUCUGAAGUGGAGAUGUUCCACAGACCAGACUGUUUAUUUCACUUAUAAAGCGAUCCUAAUAUUUCCAUUAGUGUAUGUCAUCCACCAUCUCCUAGAUCAACUUAAUUCACCAAUUUGCCUCCUCCUUUCAUUAAUAAAUAAUGAUUAUUGAGAUCAUUUUGCCUGGAGGAAGUUAACUACUCUCAUGCUGCAGGGAAAUAUAUCACCUAAUUGUUAUUUUGCUUGUUCAAAAUUCAAAUUUGAAGGAAGGCAGCUCUCUCAUGAAGCUGUCUUAAGCACAUUUUAGUUAAGGGCCCUCCCAAACUCUUUUUUCUUUCUUUCUUUUCUUUUUUUUUUUGGCGAGUUCCAAGUUGCAUGUGCUUGAAAUAGAUUUAAUUCUUAUUCCCUAUGGUUUCAGGUAUUUUUCAUUAGUACAUCAAUUUGACACACUGAAUGCAAGACUAUUAAGGAAGAACUAUUGAAUAUUAUUUUAUUUUGUGAAGAGUUGGCAGCAGAUUACAUCUCAAGAACUUGCAGAGAGAGGAGGGUUAGAUGGACAAUCCUAAAUUGUAAGAUGUUAAAAAACAGUAAAGUAAGAGUACUCCUGAAGACUAAAAUAGAGAGGCUGGGGUUUGAGCCAUUUUACUGAGUAGCUUAGCUGGAACCUGAUAUCAGAAGUAGCCUUUAACAAAAAGCCUCUUGGCAAUUGUAUGGUACUAACAACUAGAGUACUGAAGUGUAAGUCGAAACCAAGUUGCAGUGGGAAAUCAAAGGUGAGGUAGCUUAUUUGAAACCAGCAAAUGAGACAGGUUGGACGGUUUUAAAAUCUCUUCUAACAAAGAAACUGCACGGUAGCAAGGACUAGCGGUUCUCAAAGCCCUUCUUUUUCAGUGUUCUCAUUCACCUUGGCACACAAGUAUGUUUAACAGACCAUGCAUUAAAAAUAAAUACAAAAAUAUAAAAGCUGCUUAAAGGGAACUUACAAACUGAGAAUCUCUCCUCUGUAUUUGUGUUCCUAGUGGCUGCGAAUUUAAUUAUAUGCACAAAAGUUAGGAGCCACUUGUUUCUGCACAGACUGUAGGAGCAAGAUGAGGAGAUGGGCAGGUUUUGGUAAGAGCCCCCAGUUCUAGUGGAGAGGCAUACUUGUGGUAUUGGGUGCGGCACUGCUGGGGGAGACCACGUUUUGGGAGGCGAUUGGCUUUUGGUUUGUAAUUUCCCUUUAAACAAGAAGAGAUGGCUCACAUUUUCCAUAUAUAUCUCAAUGAAUGUACUGUAUUACUGUUUUAAAAAAUUUGAUGAAAUAAUAAUGAAUUGGUCUCCUUUUGUUAUCUGGUCCUUGUUUAAUUUGUUUAAGGGUUUUUGUAUACAAAAGUUUACAUUUUUAUGUAUAUUUUUCUUGUGUAAAAACUGAUGUAAUAUGUGUAUGAAACACUGUAUGUAUUAUCUGUAUAUAGUGUGACAAAAUCAUUUUUCUUUCUUUCUUUUGGAUGUAUUAAUAAAUCUUGCUGUGAAGUA
This is a messenger RNA of Cercocebus atys (sooty mangabey), 15578 nucleotides long. RefSeq names its product INO80 complex subunit D (gene INO80D). Lineage: Eukaryota; Metazoa; Chordata; Mammalia; Primates; Cercopithecidae. The transcript is spliced from 11 exons. Bases 1897 to 4980 code for a protein of 1027 amino acids. The record is from RefSeq and is a predicted model, not a curated record. Gene Ontology annotation, cellular component: nucleus.